AUGACGCCGGUUGAUGCUGGAGCCGCCCUGCUGGUCCUGCUAGCGGCGGCUCAAAUCUCAGCCGAUCAGGCUUUAAUGCAUCCCGGUAUUCCGGGCGAGGGCAUACCCGCGGAGGCCGGGGCUCGUUUGACCUGUGACCCGACCCAGUGGGCCUGUGCUGACGGCUCACGAUGCGUGCCCGCCUCCUGGCGCUGUGACACACGACCACACUGUCCAGACGCAUCCGAUGAAAUCGACUGCGUGUGGAACACAACGUGCGGAGCUGGUCAGUUCCGUUGUGUGGGCAGCGGUCUGUGUGUGGCGGCCAGCUGGCGGUGUGACGGCGACCCGGACUGUGGACCUCGCGACUCCUCAGACGAAGAUCCUUAUAUGUGUGAGAAAGACUUCAAGUGUCCAGGAGGCCAAGCUCGCUGUGCCACAGCUGAGCGAGGUCAGUUCUCGUGCGUGGCUGUGGCGCACUUCUGUGAUGGCAUACGACACUGUACUGACGGCUCCGACGAGUGGGAUAUAUGUGAUAACUUCACUGACGCGUCAUGUGCAACCCUGGGCUGUCCCUGUCGCCCUACACAUGAGGGUUACAAGUGUUCCUGUGCGCCAGGGUACGAACACAACGGACGGACGUGUGUCGACAGCGAUGAGUGUUCGUGGGAAGGCACAUGUUCUCAGCGCUGCCGCAACACCGCGGGGUCUUACGAGUGUUCGUGUGUGACGGGCUACGCUCUAAACGCUGAUAACAGUUCUUGUGAUCCUGAUCCAUCAUCAUCACCUCCGUCGCUGAUGAUCGCCAGUCAGUCAGGAGUACUCCGUCAGUCCCUACAAUCUGCUAGCUCCGCCACUCGGCCAGCCCUGGCCGUGAGGGCUUUGGACAUGCUGUAUAGGAACAGGUCGGUGUGUUAUAUCCACAACAACAUGAGCCGCUCUUCCCUGGUGUGUGUGGAUGCUGAGGACUUCUCGAAGGUCACAGUGCUGCCUCAACCGCAAUUAUUUCCCGACCUGGACUCCGUAUCCCACCUAUGUAUCGACUGGUUAUCCCUCAACUGGUACGUGUCGGACGAGGCCCGCGAGGCCCUGUACGUGUGUGAGCCGGGCCUGCGCUACUGCCGAGUGCUACGGGACUCCGGCCUGUCCAAACUACGAGGCCUGGCCAUUGACCCCGCCGCAGGUCUAAUGUUCUGGAGCGUGUGGGGGGCGGCGGCGCCGGGCGUGAUGUCAGCCUCCCUGUCAGCGGGGGGCGCACGCUCCUUAGCCGACACCCGGCUGGUGUACCCCGCGGCCCUUACCGCUGACCUGGCGGCCCGACAUCUGUACUGGGCGGAUGCUUACCUCGACUGUGUACAGAGAAUUAACUAUGACGGCUCACAUAGGAUCACCGUGAGGAAGGGAUAUGUGAGUCAGAAGCUGCAAGGCAUGUCAGUACUGGGUAGUCGUCUCUACCUGCCUGUGUGGAGUAACAGUUCGGUGGCUGUUGUGUCCCUCGCGAGGGUACACCGACAUUCUUCAUACAUGCAACUACCUUCCAGACCUACCGCCGUACUUGUAUAUCAUCCACAGAGACAACCACCUCUAUCUCAUCCAUGCUCCAAUAACCGUGGCGGCUGUUCCCACAUCUGCAUCACCUCGUACCGCGCGGACGGAACACCUCACGCCCUGUGUGUGUGUGCACAUGGAUACAGGCUCACGGGACACGGCGACUGCGAACGCGUAGAGGUGGAGAGUUACCUGGUCGUAUCUCGCGGGUCGCCGCCCCAGGUGAGUGGCAUCCCGCUUGUAGGCGAGGGCGCGCGACCGGGGACGGGGGCGAAGCCCGACGUGCAAGAUUGGGAGCCGUUCGUGCCCGCCACACACGCCGCGCGACCCACCGCCGCUGACGUUGACUUGGCGGAACAAAAACUGUACUACUGUGAUGUACACAGAUACGAGAUCGUCCGUCAGAACCUGGACGGCUCGGGGCGGGAGGUGUUCGUGGGAGACGACGUUGACAACUGUGAGGGACUCGCGAUAGACUGGAUGGGAGGCAACUUGUACUGGACGGACGACGCUCUCGGUCAGUUGAAUGUGGCCAGGAUGUCGGGCGAGGCGCGAGGAGCGCGGCUGGUGCUCAUGAGGGAGGUGGCCGCUCACCCGCGGGCCAUCACACUCGACCCUGCUAAUGGCGUGAUGUACUGGUCGGAGUGGUGGAGCGCGGGUCCCUCAGGAGGGCGCAUCCUCUCGGGCUCCAUGGACGGCUCGGGGCGCCGCCCCCUCAUCACGGACGACCUCCGCUGGCCGGCGGGACUCGUGCUGGACUACCCACAUAUGACACUAUACUGGUGUGACACGUAUUUGAACAAGUUGGAGCGUGUGCGAGUGACGUCAUCGGGGGAGAAGGCCCCGGGCGCCGUGAGGGAGCUGGUGGCAGCUCACACCGACCGUCUGAACAUACUGAAGCCCUACGGCCUUGCGCUGUAUGAAGACUGGUUAAUAUGGAGCGAGCAUGGCACGGGCCUGGUCCGUCGUCUGCAGGUCCACAACACGUCCCUGGUGCAGACCUUGAGGGCCUUCCCUCCGCCGCUGUACGACAUACGACUGGUCACCGCCGCAGCCAGGACCGGUAAAAACGCGUGUUCUUUCAACAACGGUGGUUGUGCUGAGUUGUGCCUGGCCACUGCGGGAGGGGGGCGGCGGUGUGCGUGCGGGGAGGGGAGGAAGGGUGGGGGGUGCGGGGUCAAUGACACCGGGACCUCGCUCUGUGGACAAGGCAGCUACGACUGUGGACACGGUCGCUGUAUCAAUGCGAGCUUGGUGUGUGAUGGUGACAAGGACUGUCCCAACGGGAGUGAUGAAGACGCCUCCGCCAACGGACCCUGCGCAAACGUGACGUGCGUGGACGAUCAGUUCAUGCGGUGUGACACCAACCGCUGUAUACCGAAGAGUUGGGCGUGCGACGGAGUUAAAGACUGUGCGGACGGUGAAGAUGAGUCGUCGUCGUGGUGUAAGGCAGCGGCGUGCGGCCCAGCACAAUGGGCCUGCGUACACUCGCAUCGCUGCAUCCCGGCCGCCUGGCGCUGUGACGGCUCCGCGGACUGUGGUCCCGGGGACCGCUCCGACGAGACCGACUGUGCAGCCCCGGACUGCGCGACCGGCUCCUUCCGCUGCGGACCCGGCGCCUGCGUGCCCUGGGAGUACGUGUGCGACGGACACGCUGACUGCAAGGACGCGGCUGACGAGCGAGCGUGUCCCGCAACGCCGGCCCCGCCCCUACCUUCUGACACGCCUCCCAAAGGAUACAAUCACCAUCAAAACAACGAGAAGCACGGCCUGUGUGAGGAACAUGAAUUUCAGUGUAACAACAGAGAGUGUAUACGACAGGAAUUCCGUUGUGAUUCGAGAGUCGAUUGUCUCGACGGGUCAGACGAGCAGGGCUGCACGUCGAUACAUAGUACUCCCCCCACUACUACCACCAGAACUACUACUACUACAGAAGUAGUUAAGCAGCAGUGUGCUCUACCGUCCAUGAGGUGUGAUAACAACACACGCUGUGUGCCGCUGCAGCAGCAGUGUGACGGCAGCAUGGACUGUAGCGACGGAGCAGAUGAGGCAGACCGAUGUGGAGAACCCAUGUGUCUGGUGGCCGCUUGUUCCCAUUCGUGUCACCCCACACCCCGUGGACCCGCGUGCUCGUGUCCGCAACCACUAGUGUUGAAGGAAGACGGGUACACGUGCACUCAGCCGCACCCCUGCACAGCCUGGGGGGUGUGCAGUCAGACCUGCAGACCUCACAAAGACCGCUACAAAUGCACCUGCUACAAGGGCUACCGGCUGGCGGACGACGGAUUCACUUGCAAGAGUACAGAGGCGGGGCGCGCGCUGCUGGUGUUCAGCACGAGGCACGAGGUGCGCGGCGUGGAGCUGCCGGCGCUGAGGGCGCGGCCACUGCUGUCCGCGCUGAGGAACACCAUCGCACUGGACUGGCGCCGCGCACCGGACGGCCUGCAGCUGUACUGGACGGACGUGGUGGACGACGCGGUGUACCGCGGGACGCUGGCCGGGGACACCGUGGCCGCCGUGGAGACCGUCGUGAGGAGGGGGCUCACCACGGCUGAGGGGCUCGCGGUGGACUGGGUCGGCGGGAACCUGUACUGGGUCGAGGGCAGUCUGCAUCAGAUAGAGGUGGCGUGCCUGGAUGGAAGGUACCGUCGUACGCUGAUCACGGGAGACAUGGACAGCCCGCGAGCCAUCGCACUGGAUCCCAACGCAGGUUAUAUGUUCUGGAGCGACUGGGAGGCGGCCGCUCCUCGAAUAGAGCGAGCAUCUCUAGCGGGGCGGGACCGGCGGGUGGUGGUGCGGGUGGGCGAGGGAGGGGGCGAGGUCGCGGGGGACGGGGUGAAGGGCGCGCUCCCCAACGGCCUGGCGCUGGACCUGCCCGCCCGCCGUCUGUACUGGGUGGACGCGCGAGCUGACUCACUCCAGUGUGCGGACUACUCGGGCGGUGACCGAAGGCUUGUGUUAAAGGGUCACCCGUCGCUGGCUCACCCGUUCGCGGUGACUGUGUUCGAGUCUCACGUGUACUGGACUGAUUGGAGGUCCAACAGUGUGGUCCGUGCUAACAAGUGGAAUGGAAGCGACGUGGUGGUUGUGCAGAGGACGCUCACACAACCCUUCGAUGUUAAGGUGAUCCACCCCAGUCGCCAGCCACUUAGUGACCACAACCCGUGCGCCAACAACGGGAACUGUUCCCACUUGUGUCUCAUUGACUCAGACACCGAGCGCGUGUGCGCGUGUCCGCACCUCAUGAGACUCACACACGAUAAUAGAACCUGUGAAGUGUUCGAGGUGGUGGUGGUGGUGUCCCAGAGCGGCGUGGUGCGUGGCGUGUGGGCCGCGGACGGCGGGCCCGCGCUCGCGUCUCUGGCCGGGCCGCAGUUGGCCUCCCCUGCCUCGCUCGCUCCACUCACGCUGGACUAUGAGAUAUACUGGGCCGAUACUGAGACGAACGAGAUCAAGUCAGCGGACGUCCGUUCAGGUCGCGUACGUACAGUAUGCGACGCGGGUGUGCGAGCUCCUCGCGCGCUAGCCCUGGACUGGGCGGCUCGCGUGCUGUACGUGCCGCUGAGAGGCGGACUGGCGGCCGUCGGGCUGCAGGGGGAAUAUACCACCGUGCUUAUAGAGAACGUGGAACCCACUGCUAUGGCCGUACAUCCACUUCGAGGCGAGUUGUUCUGGGCGAGCGGUGACGUCACCGCCGGUGGUGGGGGUGAGCGUGUAGAGCGCGCUCGUGGGGACGGCUCGCAGCGGCGCGUGCUGCUGAAGGCUGAAACAGACACACAUCUAGGAGGAGUCAUCGGUAUGUCCGUGGAUAUCAAAUCAAACCGUCUGUACUGGGUGAACCAGAACUCGGCGACCAUACAAUACAUGGACCUCGACACGGAGCGAGUCACCACGUUAUCCCUACCCUUGGGGUCCCGUCCUCGCGCGCUAGAUGUGUACGACAACCACAUGGUGUGGGCGGACGAGGCUACCGGCACCCUUCAGACUUGUCCGCCAGACCACUGCACACAAGCAGACGUCAUGAGGAACAACACCGAGGGUGUUCUCUCGCUGACCGUGUUCGACGCGGCUCGUCAGCAGGGCGCCAACCGCAGCGCCUGUGCCUUGAGAAAGAAGCCGUGCAGCCAGCUCUGCCUUUCACUGUCCGCUACUGAGUCCACCUGCCGCUGUGCCACGGGAUAUUCUGUCAACGACACGGACUGUAUACCUUUAGACGACGUGUUAGUGUACUCGUUGAGCUGGGAGCUCCGUGGUGUGUCUCUGCAGCAGUCCCCGCAGGACGCGCUGCCUCCAGUGCCGCAGGUCGCAUGCGCUGCUGUCAUCGACUAUGAUGCUGAUGGUGAAUGGAUCUACUGGGCGGACCCGGAGGGCGGGGCGGCGUGGCGUGCGGGGCGCGCGGGCGGUGGUCGUGAGCGUGUGUUGCUGCAGGCCUCCGCCGCGGGUGCUGCGGACUCCCUCUCGGCCCUCGCCCUCGACCCUCUCUCCAAGCAGCUGUACGCGGCCGACGCGGCCAGGGCCCUGCUCCUGCUGGCUCGAGCUGACGGCAGCCAUCGCUACGUCCUCAGAGACACCAGCCCGCUUGUUGUCACUACGUUGGUGUUGGACCCGUGGGCCGGCUGGAUGUUCCUGGGAGGCGGAGGCUGGAUCGAGCGUGCUCGUCUGGACGCGUCCUCCCCCUCCCUCCUAUACAACGGGACCGCGCUCACAGACAUAGCUCUGGACGUGCGGGACCAGCUGUUAUACUGGACGGACACAUGGGACGUAUCCUUGUGGUGUAUGAGGUACGACGGCGGGGCUCGGCGGAAGGUACACUCGGGAGCGCCUCUACAGCAUCCCGUGGCGGCCGUGGUGCACGCGGGAAAACUGUACUGGCUCGACACGGCGCUGGAGCACGGCAGCGUGGCUGUGGCGCCCCUCACCAAUCUCAGCGACUACCGCUUACUGGCCGACCAUCAAGGGGACAGCCUUAAAGACCUCAUGAUCUGGUCGAAGUCUUCCCGGUCGCAGCUGGAGGUGCGCAAUCCGUGCGCCAACAACUACUUCGGCUGCGAGGCUCUGUGUCUGUGGGACGGACACACGGCCCGCUGCGCCUGUCCUCACGGAGACCUGGCACCCAACGGGAAGAACUGCACACCAUACACGUCUUUCCUGAUGUACUCCCGGGUCACCAUGAUAGACACCAUCCACUUAGCCAGCGACAAGGAACUCAAUUCGCCCUACCCGCCCAUAGAUAAUAAGCGAGUAUUUUAUGAUAUAUAA
Molecule: messenger RNA, 6786 nt
Organism: Danaus chrysippus (African queen)
Lineage: Eukaryota; Metazoa; Arthropoda; Insecta; Lepidoptera; Nymphalidae
Source: the annotation of a GenBank genome assembly